This is a messenger RNA of Cyphellophora europaea CBS 101466, 1383 nucleotides long. RefSeq lists its product as uncharacterized. The transcript has a single exon. Bases 1 to 1383 code for a protein of 460 amino acids. NCBI's taxonomy places the organism in Eukaryota, Fungi, Ascomycota, Eurotiomycetes, Chaetothyriales, Cyphellophoraceae. Gene Ontology annotation, cellular component: peroxisome. Gene Ontology annotation, molecular function: L-serine:pyruvate transaminase activity; L-alanine:glyoxylate transaminase activity. The record is from RefSeq and is a predicted model, not a curated record.
AUGCCGCCCUCACGAACUUCCCGCUCCCUGGCCGACCCAUCCCCUGCCUCCCGCCUGAGUCUCAUCUCUCGACACCUCGACAGUACUACCACCUCGUAUCCUCCUAUCAACACUCCCUACUCCAUUGAGCGCGACUCCUCCCCGUCCUCCGACAGUGACCACUACACACCCCACCUUACCCAAGCGCCAAGUAGCAGAAGACAUCUACACACCUCCGCCAGAAUGUCCAAGCAAGCCGCCCACCCAACACUUCUCAUUCCGGGGCCCAUUGAGGUCUCGGACGAAGUCGCCGCCUCCAUGUCACACUUUGCCCAGUCCCACGUCGGCCAGCCCUUCGUGAACACCUUUGGCGAAACCCUUAGCAUGCUACGACAGCUCUUCCAAACCACGAACCCCAAGUCACAGCCUUUUGCCAUCGCCGGCUCCGGCACUCUAGGCUGGGACCUGGUCGCCGCCAAUCUAGUCGAGCCCGGCGAGGACGUGCUCGUUCUGCAUUCGGGCUACUUUGCCGACUCCUUCGCCGACUGCCUGACGACCUACGGCGCAAAGGCUACACAGCUAAAAGCGCCCAUUGGCGACCGCCCUCAGCUGCCCGAGAUCGAAAAGGCGCUCAAGGAGAAGAAAUAUAAAGCCGUGACGGUCACACACGUCGACACCUCAACCGGCGUGCUCUCGCAAAUCCAGCCCCUGUCCGAUCUCCUGCAGCGCGUCUCCCCCGAAACCCUCCUGAUCGUCGACGGCGUCUGCUCCGUUGGCGGCGAGUCCCUGCACUUCGACGACAUGCGCAUCGACUUCGCCCUGACGGCGACGCAAAAAGCCAUCGGCUGCCCACCCGGACUGAGCAUCAGCAUGGCAUCCGAACGCGCCAUGGACGUCUUCAAAUCCCGCAAAUCCCCUCCUGGCAGCUACUACGCGUCCUUCAAGAACUGGGUGCCCAUCAUGCAGAACUACGAAGCCAAGAAACCGAGCUACUUCGCCACGCCGCCCACGCAGCUCGUGCAGGCGCUGCACACGGCUUUGACGCAGCUGCUGGCGAAACCCGUCGCCGACCGCAUCGCGCAGCACCAGAAAGUCAGCCGCAAGGUCAAGAAGGCCGUCGCGGACCUGGGCCUCAAGCAGCUGGCCACCGAUGAGGACAACGCGGCCAACACCAUGACAGCCAUCUACCUGCCGGAGGGCCUCACGCCGCCGGAGAUCCUGCCGGGUCUGAUGCAGAAGGGCGUCGUAUUCGCGGGCGGCUUGCACAAGGAGAUCGCUACAAAGUAUAUCCGCUUCGGGCAUAUGGGUGUCAGUGCCAUGGAUGAGGGCCGGGGCGAGAUCGACAAGGCGAUCGAGGCGUUGGGCCAGAGUUUGAAGGAGGUGCAGCAGGCCAAGGGGCAGUAG